Didymella exigua CBS 183.55 is the source of this 3573-nucleotide messenger RNA. RefSeq lists its product as uncharacterized. The record is from RefSeq and is a predicted model, not a curated record. The transcript has 6 exons. Lineage: Eukaryota; Fungi; Ascomycota; Dothideomycetes; Pleosporales; Didymellaceae. Bases 121 to 3573 code for a protein of 1150 amino acids.
UGUCUCCGUACAUGAGUACCUAGAAAUGCUGUCGUCGCAGCAGGCCGCAGGCACCUCGCCCACAACACUUCACCUCAUGUAUUGACGACCUUUUGAGAUACCCCAUUACGACUUAUAAUAAUGUUUGGCGCUGGAAAGCGAGUCUGGCACCUACCGCUUGCGGUCUUUGCAAUCGCUGCGCUUCUAUUCACCUUUGCUGGACUUGGAUACGAUCGAUACGUCUUCACCAAUACCCUCAAUUCAAAUACAGAAGGCUUUACGGCCUUCUUAUCGGCAGAUACCAUCACUGCCAUCAAAGACGAUGCGCGACUACACCAUGCCUUGCUGAGCUUCACCGAAUCGAUCGCACAUACGUCGAGCGACCUUGGACAUAGACUGGAUCUUAGCGGUGUACAGGAAUUUGGACAUGCUCUGAGUCAGAGUGUUGUGGAACUUCGCAAGAGGCAUGAUGUUAGGAGUCGGAAGCGCAGUUCGCUGGACGACGUGAGCCAGGUCAUGGAAAGUCUACUGUUUGAAAUGGGACUGAACACUACUGGAGGAUUGAGUGCAAUUGUGGGAAAUUUGGGCACUGCUCUGACCGGAGGUCUAGCAACUCCGGCGUUAUUUCUUGGUAUCGGUGUUGGUGUCGGCGCGUCGACCGGUUUGAACAUCACUGAUAUGAUGACCGCCAGAGCACAAGCAUCAAUGGUUGCCAGUGCUUUCAAUGCUUCCGCGACCGGUAUCAACCUCGCUGCACAAAACAUUGGAAGCGGUUUGGCAAGACAAAUCACGCCCUGUCUUAGCCAGUCAAACAUGAUGAAUAUGCCUAUUGGGCCUGCUGCGUACGCCCUGGCAUCUGGGAUUGGUAACUCGACUGCAAAAGCCCUGAAUCUAACGAACGAGAAAUUCCCACCUUCUAACGACUCUGGCAUCGUAGCCGUAGCAGGCAAUCUGGGGCUUGGGGUCAGCGCCCCAAUUGUUUCAAAUAUCGACUUUCAAGCAGUGGUGAAGAGCGUCGGAGGAAACACAAUAACCACUUCGCUCAUGCAGCAACUACCUCAAAUCGCUGCGGCUGCGGGGAACGGUCUUGGGGAAGGAGCAAAGAUAGGACUUAGAUUCGGACAGACGAGCCAAGUUGCGGGCACAGUGGGAAAGAGGCAGACAGUCACAGAUCUCUCGCAGGGAGUCGACGUUCCGGGGGCUGUGAAUUUGUUCACCAAAGGUUUUAGCCAGUCGCUCCUCAUGGGCGUUGAUGUCGCAAGCCUUUCGAGUAGCUUGAAUCUCACCGGUACUCUCGGGGGCAUGAUGAGCCCAGCCAUGCUCUCGGCACUCGCUGCAGGUGCUGGCUCAGGCAUCGGCAUGGGACUGGCGAUUGGCUUCCAGUUCAAGGAUGUGAAUGCUGCGCCUCUCAUUGUGCAAAGCAGUAACACCAGCAGCGAUAGCAUGCAGACUGCGAUAGUAGCCGAAACGUUGGCGCAGAAUCUUAUCUCCAACUUCCUGCUCAACAGCACAGUUCCGCAGGCUGUCGGUGCCACGCUCUCAGACAAGACACCACAACUGCUCAAGAACGCAGAUGUAUCCAGGGUCAUGGAGGGCUUUGCUCGAGGGACCAUCGAAGGUAUUUCUACUGCACUAUCCUCUGUCGGUGGCCUCCAGAAUCUUCUCAGUGGCAACUUCUCUGAUAAUGCAUUGAUAAAUGUGCCUGCCUUGGAAGCAACAAAGUUCAACGACUCGGUCAACGGAUCUGCUGUAGGUUUUGCGCGUGGCUUCAUGGGAGAAGGGACAAUCUUGAUCGGGGACGUGCUCAAGAAGAUGAACCAGAAUGCGAACGGAACAGGUUCAUCGCCUGACAGAAAGCGCGAUGCAGAAUUGUCAGCAGGAGCUGCAGCAACUGUCCCGUAUAAUAUAGAGACGGCACGUCAAUUUCAGAACGACACGAGUGCAACCACUACCUUUCCACUCGCUAUCAACGAAGCCACGGUCAUGGGCGGCGUCCAGAUGGCUAUCAACACGCUCACUUGUCAAGGCAUUGGAGGCAUUGCGUCGAUCACUCUUGGCGCAGUGAGUCAAAAGAAGAACAAAAUAAGCCUAACGGACAUGGUGAACAUUCCACUUGAUCCCCGGGUUGCGGCAUCUUUGCCCCAAGGACCUGUAGAGUUCACAUCGGAUGGUAACACGUUUCGCAUAGUUCUCAAAGAUGCUGAGAUAUCGAUCAAUGGCUUGCCAGUCUUUCCUUUCGGAGUCCUCACGGCGCUUCAUGUUUUGUUCGUCAUGUUAGCGUUCCUCCUCACAUUACCGCUAUACCUUAUCCUCGGCGUCGUGUGGCGCCUAUCGGUUCUGGCUGGGUACCCUGUUAACGAAGUCAAGAAUAAGAAGUGGCGAAUGGGUCUACUGAUCACGUUUGGAGUGUCAGCUGUGAUUGGCAUCAUAUUCGGUAUGAUCGGGAUGGGCAAUUCGCGACACUUCAGGGAUGGUCAUGGUGUUUUUGGUCUCAUUGCUCUCAUUCUGGUGCUCCCCACUGUCGGUUUCACCGUUGUCAGACUCCGCUCAGAGGCUAUUUACCCUCUGCCAGCCAAUUUCUCUGGCAUUAAGGCGCCGUUUGCGCUCUUCAAGUCCGCUGAUCAACGGAUCUACCUGGUUAGUGGUAUUCUCGUCCAGCUUGUCUUUACACUCGGCCAGAUCACUUUCAUCAACGGUUUCUCUACGUUGCGUUCGAUUUCGCUCUGUAUCGUCGAUGCAGUGCUUACCUCAAGUUUUGUUGCGGGACUCAUGGGUGUCCUUUUGAUGGUGCAGAUCACUGCAGGAGGGAUGGUUGGCAUCCGCACAUGGCUCGAGCAGCACAUAGCCAAGCGCGAGAAAGCCGGUGUGCAGCGAAUGAUUAUAGUCGAAGCCGGAACGAAUCCUCGCAAGAACUCGAUCGCAAUGUUCGGGUUCGGUGGCACCCGCUUAAACGCGCCGCCACAUCUCGAUCUUGAUCGCUCACAACUUGUGCAGCGCAACACAGAAGAGCUCAAGGGUUUCGCGGACGAAACGAUCAGCACACCAUUCAAUGUACGCAAAGAAGGUGCCCCGCACUUCAUGGACUUCGAAAGACCCCGCCGGGUCAGUCCUCAGCCCUCGGCUGAAUUCAGGGAGAAUCCGUUCCUUUCGCCAGCCAAACAAAGAGACCUCGACGAGAGAGUCUACCCCAAGACAGCAGACUAUCAAUAUAAAUAUACCUCCGCUGUAGGUGACAGCAUAGACCACUACAGCGUACCAGCCGGCUACCAACCGGAACGAGCCGAGAUCAGAUCAGGCCGUCCAUCAUCAGAUAUCAUCGACCCAAUGAACUCGCCCAUACCACCAGGACUUCGUGAUCUACAUCAGAGCUAUGUUGGGUCGUCACUACUAUUUGGAUCGCCGCCAAAGACUCAUGGUGUUACAAUGGCUGAUUUAUUUCCUCCACCACCAGCCCCUCCGAUGGAUUUGCAGAUGCAGCUGACGGCUAAAAGUGUGUCUAAUAGUUAUUCGAGACCUUUCAAUGAAGGGAGGAGACCGAGUCGUGACGAAUUAAGGGGGGCUGGGAGAGGGACGGGCGUUUCCCCUAAGAGGUGA